UCUACUCACCAGUCCAUCCCGACUCCGUUCACUCCGUUUUCUCGAUCCCCCGUCCGUUUCGUCGCGUUUCUCCUCUUUUCUUUUCUAUUUUGUGCUUUCUAGGGUUCCUCGAUCGCGCAUUUGGUCUCUCUUUUGAGUUUCCAGAUUCGGUUAGAGUUUAUGCUCUUUGAAGCUUGAAAGAAAGCAUCCAUAAAAAAUGCCUCAACGCAGCUUGACCCGUGCUCUCAGUGUUAGGGAGCGCAUUGGCGACUCCCUUUCUUCGCAUCCGAAUGAACUGCUGGCGCUUUUCUCAAGGUUUAUUCACCAGGGUAAGGGUAUGCUGCAACCUCACCAGUUGUUAGCUGAGUAUGGAGCUACCUUUUCUGAAGCAGAUAAGGAAAAACUGAAGGAUGGAGCCUUUGAGGAUGUUAUCAAGGCAGCACAGGAAGCCAUUGUUGUUCCUCCAUGGGUUGCUCUAGCUAUUCGACCUAGGCCCGGAGUUUGGGAAUACGUCCGGGUCAAUAUCAGUGAGCUUGCUGUAGAGGAGUUGACUGUCCCAGAAUACUUGCAUUUCAAGGAGGAACUUGCUGAUGGAAGUCCACAGAAUAACAACUUUGUGCUGGAGUUGGACUUUGAGCCCUUCAAUGCUUCUUUUCCUCGCCCCUCGCUGUCAAAAUCUAUUGGUAAUGGAGUGCAGUUCCUUAACCGUCACCUCUCUUCAAAGUUGUUCCAAGACAAAGAAAGCUUGUACCCCUUGCUUAAUUUCCUAAGGAAACACAACUACAAAGGCAUGUCCAUGAUGCUGAAUGAUAGGAUCCAGAGCCUUAGUGCCCUCCGGGCCACACUGAGGAAGGCAGAGGGGCAUCUGCUGAGUAUCCCAUCAGAUACACCGUACUCAGAAUUCCACCACAGAUUUCAAGAGCUUGGCCUGGAGAAGGGGUGGGGUGACACUGCCCAGCGCGUAUAUGAGACCAUCCACCUGCUACUUGAUCUUCUUGAGGCCCCAGAUCCGACCACCUUGGAGACUUUCCUGGGAACAAUUCCUAUGAUGUUCAAUGUUGUGAUUCUUUCUCCACAUGGGUACUUUGCUCAGGCUAAUGUUUUGGGUUAUCCCGAUACCGGUGGCCAGGUCGUUUAUAUUUUGGACCAAGUUCGUGCUUUGGAAGAUGAGAUGCUUCUAAGGAUCAAGCGUCAAGGACUAGAUAUCACACCUCGAAUUCUUAUUGUUAGUAGAUUGCUCCCUGAUGCAGUUGGCACCACUUGCGGGCAGAGACUUGAAAAGGUUCUUGGAACCGAGCACACUCAUAUCCUUCGAGUUCCAUUCAGAACAGAGAAUGGAAUUGUCCGCAAAUGGAUCUCCCGUUUCGAAGUAUGGCCAUACCUAGAGACAUAUACCGAGGAUGUUGCGAAUGAGUUGGCUGGAGAACUACAAGCCACCCCUGAUCUUAUCAUAGGCAACUACAGUGAUGGAAAUCUAGUGUCGACUUUGCUUGCACAUAAAUUGGGAGUAACCCAGUGUACUAUUGCCCAUGCUCUGGAGAAAACUAAGUAUCCUAACUCUGAUAUUUACUGGAAGAAGUUUGAGAAUCAGUAUCACUUCUCGUGCCAAUUCACAGCUGAUUUGAUCGCUAUGAAUCAUGCCGACUUUAUCAUCACUAGCACCUUCCAAGAAAUUGCUGGAAGCAAGGAUACUGUGGGGCAGUAUGAGUCUCACACUGCCUUUACUCUUCCCGGGCUCUACCGAGUUGUUCAUGGAAUCGAUGUCUUCGAUCCAAAAUUCAACAUUGUCUCACCUGGUGCUGAUAUGUCCAUUUACUUUCCGUACACCGAGAAGCACAAGAGAUUGACAUCCCUUCACCCAGAGAUUGAGGAGCUGCUGUUCAGCCCGGGAGAUAACACGGAGCACAAAGGUGUGCUGAAUGACACCAAGAAGCCCAUUAUCUUCUCCAUGGCGAGGCUGGAUAGGGUGAAGAAUUUAACAGGUCUGGUCGAAUUCUAUGGCCGGAACGAGCGGUUGAAGGAGAUAGCAAACCUCGUGGUGGUUUGCGGCGACCAUGGAAAAGAGUCCAAGGAUCUUGAGGAACAAGCAGAAUUCAAGAAGAUGUACGACCACAUUGAGAAGUACAAUUUGCAAGGACACUUCAGAUGGAUCUCAGCUCAAAUGAACCGGGUUCGCAAUGGUGAACUAUAUCGUUAUAUUGCCGACACGAGAGGAGUUUUCGUUCAACCUGCCUUCUAUGAAGCCUUUGGGCUCACUGUGGUUGAAUCAAUGACGUGCGGGCUGCCAACGUUCGCAACCGUGCACGGAGGACCUGGAGAAAUUAUAGUUGAUGGAGUGUCUGGCUUCCACAUUGAUCCUUACCAAGGGGACAAAGCUGCUGAAAUCGUCGUAAACUUCUUCGACAAGUGCAAGGAAGACCCAACUUACUGGGACAAAAUCUCCCAUGGGGGGCUACAAAGAAUUGAAGAAAAGUACACCUGGAAACUCUACUCCGAGAGGUUGAUGACUCUCACUGGAGUAUAUGGAUUCUGGAAGUAUGUCUCCAAUCUGGAACGUCGCGAGACUCGUCGUUACCUGGAGAUGUUCUACGCCCUCAAGUAUCGUCAGCUGGCCGAGUCGGUUCCUCUAGCAAUCGAGGGAGAAGCUGCUGUGAAUGGUGUCAAGUAGGCAGAUUUACGAGUCAAGGAAGCUCGUUUGCUGAAAUGACAUGUUUGUUUCCAAAUCUGAGAAUUCAGGAAAGGCUUUUGUCCCAACUUCUUUUCCAAUUUGUUGUGAGAAUUGCUGCUUAUCGAGUCGACGAGUUCUUAUGUUUGAUGUUUAAUAGUGUUGUGUAGUUGUAUCAUUCUGCAAUAAGAUCAGGGCUUCCUUUUCAUGGAAA
Molecule: messenger RNA, 2858 nt
Organism: Zingiber officinale
Lineage: Eukaryota; Viridiplantae; Streptophyta; Magnoliopsida; Zingiberales; Zingiberaceae
Product: sucrose synthase 2-like
Exons: 16
Coding region: 197-2647 (816 amino acids)
Biological process (GO): sucrose metabolic process
Molecular function (GO): sucrose synthase activity
Source: RefSeq, a predicted model, not a curated record